AUGUCCAUACUAUUUCUAUCACUACUGUUCUUAUCUAUCUAUCUAUCUAUCUAUCUAUCUAUCUAUCUAUCUAUCUAUCUAUGUCUCCUACUUGUUCGUGCCUCGCAGUCACAAGAGGAGCGUGCCACCUGCUUGGCUGGUAAAGCUGCCUGCAGGGCUUCGUUGCGAUCAAGGCUCAAGAAUGCACAACGGUCGAGAAUGAACGCACAGUCUGCAGCAACCACCUCUGCAUCUCAGGCUUCCGAGACUCAUCAUCAAAGGCUUCUUGGUAACGUAAGAAACUCUGCUGCCACUGCGAAAUCAAGGGCAAUAGGGACACUUGACCGUAAGCGCGCCAGUCAAUCCAGAGACGCUGCUCCGUCGAAGGCAGUAGAAAUACCUGCCCGUAGGCGCGCCCGGCAAUCCAGUGCUGUAACAGCGACCGCAAGGGCUGCUGAGACUUCACUUCGUAGGGACGCUACUGCAACAGCAACAGCAACUCCUUGGGCUGCUAAGACACUGCUCCGUAGGUCUGUUCGAAAUGCUAAAAAUACGGCCACCACUGCAGGUCAAGGGCAGCUGAAACAUUCGACCGAAGACGCGCCCGUCAAUCCAGGGAUGAUGCUGCAACAGCUAGGUCAAGGGAGUCCGAGAGAGGUGCAGCGGGCAACCCGCAAUGCCCGCGACGCUGCAGCGACUUCUGCUGCCAGAAACCCCCACGGGCCACAGACAAUGGCAAACAGACUUUUAAGGGCUUCUGAAAACAUGGCCGCUGUGCGCUUAUCCCAAACUCCCCAAUCUCGCCGCAUACGCCUCGAUGGCGACAUUCAGCGCCUUGCGGCCGUCCGUGAUGUUACCUGUCCCAGUAGCUCUUUUUGGUCUUUCUUGGCUUUCAAUUACGACCCCGGUAUUAACUUAACUACGCGUGUCGACAUGAAUGUAGUCUCCAUGACCUGCGUUUGCCAAUUCUGCAACACCCGCAAAUGGGCCAGGGAGCCUGCCGGUCUGUUCUGCUCCUCCGGCAAAGUUCGACUGCCACCUCUGCAUGAACCACCUACCCCACUGAGGGGACUAACAGCCGGCUCCCAUCCCGACUCCAAACACUUCUUUAAAACAAUUAGGCAAUACAACAACUCCUUUCAAAUGAUCUCAUUUGUGGCUCAGGUGGUUAGAGAAGAGGGUUGGAUGCCAACUUUCAAAGUACACGGUCAGUUAUACCACCGCACUGGGUCUCUGCUGCUUGAGGAGACCUCUACACCUAAAUUCCUUCAGCUGUACAUUAUUGCAGGCUACAACCUACAGGCCAAUACCCGGAUUGGUAUUUUGCCGCCGUCGGGAAGAGUUCCUCGCAGGGACCUCAUACUACUAUUUCAGGCCAUGCUUCACAUUCGCAGUUUCAAAUAUGCUUUGGAAAAUGCUCCCUUUCCUUCCUUCAGCAUUGUAAUUGACGCCGACAAACGGCCUCAUGAUGAACACGAACGCCGCUACAAUGCUCCUGCGUGCAACGAAGUGGCCGCUAUUAUACAUGGGGAGCAAGACGUACUCGCGAUAUUGUCCUCAAAUCAAGAUGCGACGCUCUUCGCAGGAUUUCAGAGAUCCAUCGAUCAUAUGACGCAUUGCAGUACCUUUUACUUUUAA
Messenger RNA from Acanthosepion pharaonis, 1617 nucleotides. NCBI's taxonomy places the organism in Eukaryota, Metazoa, Mollusca, Cephalopoda, Sepiida, Sepiidae. The record is from the annotation of a GenBank genome assembly.